AUGCACUCAGUUAGUUAUGGCCAGUCACCAAGGAAACAGACGGCUCACAAAACGGUCCGAUUCGAAAUAAUAACAUAAUCUUAAUAAUAAUAUUAUUAAUUCAUCGCCGCUGCAUAAGUAUACGUAUAAUUUGUACUGGCAUAUCUGCUCAGAUUCGGUUCUUUUUGAAAACUAUAAACCUUUUAUAUAUAUAUAUUUAUAUAUAAUAUUUACGCAGUCAUCAUACCUACCAAUCCGUAUACACGACACACGUUGUUGUUAUUCACCACCGUAUUAUUUAACCGUUUUGUAUUCCACUGCCCGCGGCUCCUCACGUCUGUAAUAAGUUUACAAGUUUAUACGUUUUCCAAAACAAAAAAAUCUACUUACAUCGCCUCCCCACUAACAUACAUAUAUUUGUAUACUUUAUAUUACUGGAAAAUGGCAUCAACUUUUAUCUCGUUAGUGAUCUUUGGGUUUUCUUUGAUAUGGUAUACAUGCUCGGCCGACCCGAUUGCGAUGGAUAACUGCUGGCGAAAAGUGUGGUCUCUGACGCCGUCAUGCACGGAAAUGGACGGCUCUACGGACAGUUCUAUGGGAAAUCCAAGGCUUUGCGUCUUUCAGUCGAGAUGUGACAAUGCAUCGAGACCGAACUCGUGUACAGUCGAGUUCGUUAGUUAUGAAGAAAAUUAUCCGAUCAGAUCAAUGGCGAUUCCUGCAGAUAAUCAAAUGCCGAUUUCACUAUCCAAAAAGUCUACGACUGCUGAAGCUUGGAUUGGAGGUUUCGUGUCAGUUGGCAUCAUAAGUCUAUCGGGGCUGGUAGGUGCAAUAUUUUGGCCUUUGCUCAACGACCCGAAUCGAAAGAAAACUGUAAUGAGACUACUUUUGGGCUUAGCCACAGGAUCAUUAUCUAGUUCAGCUGUAUUUCAACUUCUUCCAGAAGCGUUCAAAAUACCAGAGUCGUUUCCCGACUACAGACACACGGCUCUAAUAAUGUGGUUGAGCUUGUGGGGAUUAUAUAUGUUCGAAACGUUAGCCGGCAUCAUUUUCCACAAAGAAGAAAAAAAGAUAGGAAUCGACGAACUAUCGCCGUCACUUCAGCUCACCAACGGUAACGGGACCGAAAUGAAACAAAUAUCGCACGGGCACGGUCACAGUCACAAUCAUAAAUUAACGAAUAAAUCUAUGGACGAAGAGAGUCCAAUUUCGACGUUAGCCUUACUGGUGCUAUUCGGCGACAGUCUACACAACAUAAUCGAUGGCAUGUCGAUUGGUGCUGCUUUCUCGGAAAAUGUCACCACCGGGAUAUCCAUAUCGAUUGCGAUUGCGUGUGAGGAAUUCCCGCAUGAAAUCGGAGAUUUCGCUAUACUAAUCCAGUCCGGUAUGUCGUUCCGUCGUGCUUUGUCAUUUAAUUUCCUGUCAGCUUGUACAGCGUUUAUAGGUUUGGUCAUUGGUAUUUGUUUGGGAAACAUGGAAUAUUCUGGGUUUGUGUUCUCUUUCGCCGGUGGACUGUUCUUAUUCAUUACUUUAACACAUUUGACACCUGAAAUGAAGAGUAUGAUCGAUGAAAACCUGACUGAGAGCAAAUCGUCUGCAUACACUGGCCUGCUAUUGCAAAAUAUUGGGAUGUUGACUGGCGCUACUCUGAUGUACAUCAUCACGUUUUCGGGUUUCAUGAAAAUUUAAUGAUACAUUAAUAUUUCAAUAUUAUACAUAAAUAUUUAUCAUACACUAUCCUUUGGCAUCUGGUGGAGGGUCUUACGAAAUUCGACUUAUUUAUAUUAUUUUAAUUAUCACUACACCGUUCAUUAUACAAUAAUAUUAUUUUAAUUUUAAACAUAAUAAGUAUCUAACACGAGGAAAAACUCAAUGUAAUAAUAUGAUGGCCAAAAUAAGAUAGUAGAAAAUAAUACAUGUCAAAAUGUUGUCAAUGGUCAAAUAUUUUACAAGGUUAAUCGUUAAUAUAUUUUUUUUAUUUAUUAAUGUAUAUAUUAUGUAAAACUGCUUAGGACGUCGUUUUGUGAUAAUUUAUUAAAAUUCACUUAUUUCUAAUAUCGUUGAUUACUGCAAAGAAAUAUUUUAUUUUAUAAUAUUAUGAAAGAUAUAUAUUAUUAUAUUAUCAUUAAUAAAUAUAGGUACCUAUAUACGGCUAUACUACCUAAAAAAUAAUUAAUGUAAAUCAAUUUUUACGGUAUAUUAUGAUUCUCUGGUUGUAACUUUGAUUUUUAAACCAGACAAUUUCGUUCAUAUUAUUCUUCUCAUAAACCUUAACUUAAUCAUUUUAGAAUUAAGAUACUUAUAAUUUUAUUUUAAAUAGUUUCAGAAUAUUUUUUAAAAACAUGUUUAACUAGGUUGAUAUCUAAAAUUAUAAACUAAAGCCACCCGAUAUAUUUUAAUUUAUUAUUUAUUUCACCAUCGUUAUAUUACGUUUCUUUUUUCUUGUUAAGUUUAUUUAAAUAUGUAGACAAUCAAGUAUUUCUUGAACUAAAAGGUUCUACCGCAUAGUAUAACAUAUUAACAUAACAUACAAAGAAAACUUUUGUUCAAAAUUUAAUCGUGUGUAUCGUUUUAACAACAUUUUGAUAUUAAAAUUAAAGUUUUAGGUUUGUUUGGUAAUUUAAAAUUCACUGGUAUAGUAACUGACUUGAAAUUGAAAUGUUUCAUAAGUCGUGUUAACUGAAUUCAACCAGUCCUAAGUCGAGAUAAACAAAAUUUAAAAAAAAAAUUUUGUAAUAUAUCUUAGAUAUCAAAACCUCAUGUUUAAUCCAUAAUUCAAUUACCCAAAUAGUUUAAAUUUUCUCAAAAAUCUUUCAUAAUUUUAUAUUGUUUUAAUUGUUAGCUUUAUAUGAUACAAUAUUAUAGUUAAAUUAUAUUAUAUUUAUUCAGAUCCUGGCCUGAGCGUUUAAAACUUUAAAAGACUUAUUGAUGGCUUAGAAUUUUGACAACCUCCGCAGAAUUCUAAACUAAAUUUCACUUUAAGCUACUGCUCGUCUUAUUUACCCCUUAAUCCGGGUAUCAAAAUGUAUUUUAAAAGAAUCUUAAGUUACAUACAUUAUAUAUGUACAAUAUACGGAUACGAUCAAUUUUAUUAUAAUCAUUUGAAGUAUUGAUUUGAUUUUAAAGUAUUUUGCCUUUUAUGAUGUUGGAUAAUAUUUCUGAAGUUACAAGUAAAUUUAAUAUUUUUAAAUUUUAAGUUAUUCCAUCUAAAACUGUUAAUUUGUGAGAUUGAUUAUAAAUUAGAAGAAUAUAUGAAAAUAUGAAAUGUAUUUUAUUUUUAAAUAAUUAACUAUGUUCAAUAUAUUUUUUUUAUUCUAUGUUGAUUUUUAACUUGUGUGUAAUUGUAUUGAUUAUUUUACUAACAAUAUUAUGUACAUAAACUGUAUAGUGUAUAAUUAAGUUAAUUGUAUUAAAUAUUAUUUUAAGAUAGACUGUUUAGAAUGUGAAGUUGUGCCAAUCAAAACAUUUAUUAGUAUAACAUUUAAAUUGAUUUAAUAUUUUGAUAAAUAUUUGAACGAAUAUUUUGAUAUUGAUUCUUGUACAAAAAUCAUAUUGUUUUAAAUGUUUUAUUGUUUUAGCGGUAUAUCAUCAUUAUAUUAUUAUACUACUUUCUAUUGAA
Acyrthosiphon pisum (pea aphid) is the source of this 3595-nucleotide messenger RNA. Its product is annotated as zinc transporter ZIP8. Gene Ontology annotation, biological process: zinc ion import across plasma membrane; intracellular monoatomic cation homeostasis. The record is from RefSeq and is a predicted model, not a curated record. Gene Ontology annotation, cellular component: plasma membrane. The transcript has 9 exons. Gene Ontology annotation, molecular function: monoatomic cation:bicarbonate symporter activity; zinc ion transmembrane transporter activity. Bases 421 to 1665 code for a protein of 414 amino acids. Lineage: Eukaryota; Metazoa; Arthropoda; Insecta; Hemiptera; Aphididae.